UUAAUCCAUUGACGGUUUGCGUUAAAUUGUUUGUGUCAAAAUAAUUUAUUUAUUUAAAAAUUAUUUAGUUGCAUUUAAUUGUAAUUAAAAAUUAAAAUUAGUUUGACAUCUUGAAGUGGUUUUUUUCUUUUUUUUUUUUUCACAUCAAUACUCUCAUUGGUGAUCAAUAAAUCCGGGCUAAAAAGUCAAGUUGUAUAUAUAUUUUUUUUUCUCAUUGACGUACACGUGAAUAAAGGUGCAAAAAUAAUAAAAAAAAAAAAAAACAUCAAAGCUUGAAAGGUAGAAAAGUAAAAUCAAUGAAGCUCAUCUCUUAAAUACGUCAAACGUUUAUCGUCAUUUUGUUGAAGAACAUCGUUGUAAUUCUAUAAAAUAAAUAAAUAAAUUUAACAACAACAAAAAAAAAAAAGGAAAUAAUAAUAAAAAUGGCACAAGAAUCAACUAGUAAUUUAAGUCGUGAAGAUUUUGAUGCUGGACCAACAAGUUAUGAUAAAAUUGAAGAUAAUCUUUAUCUUGGUAAUUUAACAGCAGCAACAGAUGUUAAAUGGUUAAGAAAAAAUAAAAUAAGUCAUAUAUUAACUGUUGAUUCAUGUCCAUUACCAAGACAAAUACAAGAAUUACCAGAUAUAACAUUAAAAUAUAUACAAAUAACUGAUAUGCCACGUGAGGAUAUAUUAACAUAUUUUGAAAAUUCAUAUGAAUUUAUUGAUCAUGCUAUUAAAUCAAAUGGUAAUGUUCUUGUACAUUGUUAUUUUGGUGUAUCAAGAUCAGCAACACUUGUUAUUGCAUAUAUUAUGAAAAAAUAUGAAUUAACAUUUAUUGAUGCUUAUGAUAUUGUUAAAAAUAAAAGAAGAUUUGUUGGUCCAAAUCCAGGUUUUUUAGCUCAGCUAAAAUUAUAUGAAGAUAUGGGCUUUACAAUUGAUACACGUAAUAUAAAAUUUAAAUUAUAUCGUUUACAAAUUGCUGCUGAUAAAGUACGUAAAGCAAAAAUAUUACCAUCAAAUUAUAUUGAUUUAAUAAAACCAGAUCCAGCACUUGAAACAGUACAUCCAGAACCAACUGUUUAUCGUUGUGCUAAAUGUCGUAGAAUUGUUGCAUCAGCAAGUAAUAUACUUCCACAUUCACCACAUGAACGACAAAUAUGGAGACAUGUUAGUACAAAAAAAAAUAAAAAAAAUCAAGAUACUGAUAAUAUUAUUGUUAGAACAAUCAAUGAUAAUACAGACAAUAAUAAACAAUCUGAUAUUUGUAAAAAAAUAUAUUUUAUUGAACCAUUAGCAUGGAUGCCAGAUAUACUUAAUCAUGUUGAUGGUAAAUUAAAUUGUCCAAAAUGUGAAGCAAAAUUAGGUGCAUUUAGUUGGAUAUCUGGUUGUCAGUGUCCUUGUGGUAGUAAAAUUGCACCAGCAUUUUAUCUUAUACCAUCAAAAGUUGAUUGGAGUAAUGCUGUGCAAAAUGUUCUUGUUACUGUUUAAAAAAAAAAACAAAUUUAAGCUGAUAUAUUUUUUGAAUAAAUAUAUUUUAAAAGUUUCUAUAAAAGCCUAAAGUAUCUAAAUAAAUAGUAAAGAAAAAUCAUAUAAGCAAUUAUUAUUGUCAAAUGUAGAAAAAUAUUGACAAGA
This is a messenger RNA of Aphidius gifuensis, 1613 nucleotides long. RefSeq names its product dual specificity protein phosphatase MPK-4-like (gene MKP-4). Lineage: Eukaryota; Metazoa; Arthropoda; Insecta; Hymenoptera; Braconidae. Gene Ontology annotation, cellular component: nucleus. Gene Ontology annotation, biological process: protein dephosphorylation. The transcript has 2 exons. The record is from RefSeq and is a predicted model, not a curated record. The coding region runs from base 423 to 1469 and encodes 348 amino acids. Gene Ontology annotation, molecular function: protein tyrosine/serine/threonine phosphatase activity.